This is a messenger RNA of Gamsiella multidivaricata, 1684 nucleotides long. RefSeq lists its product as uncharacterized. Lineage: Eukaryota; Fungi; Mortierellomycota; Mortierellomycetes; Mortierellales; Mortierellaceae. The record is from RefSeq and is a predicted model, not a curated record. The coding region runs from base 184 to 1521 and encodes 445 amino acids. The transcript has a single exon.
CAGCAGCAUGAGCAGCAACAGCAACAACAGCAACAACAACAGCAACAGUUACUUCAACAGCAACAACAACAACAGCAGCAGCAACAGCAGCAUCGUCUUUAUCAGCUCCAGCAGCAGCAGCAACUUCGCCUUCAAUUAGAGCUCGCCAGCCGAACGCAAUUGCCUCAGAGUCCAGCACCAGGAAUGGGGUACUCUACACCCCUCCAGCAAUUCCCACAUCAUCUUCAUGGAAUGGUGCAGUUUCCAUCCGGCCACUCGCCCGCCCAAUCGCCUCUCUCUCCUAGCAAUUACGCUGGUGACGACUACUUCUCGUCAAGGCAAGCAUCACCAGGCCCUGCCUCGUCGCCGAGUGCAUCGUCCAAGAUCAAAUCGAGGCCCAGGCCCUCGACCGCUGGGGCCAGGAUGUCUCAAGGUGGUAUAAAGGCGCUCUUUGGACAAGGUGGAUCCAAGAGCAACCGCAUCUCUCUUGACCUAAAAACGGAGCCAUCUAUCAACCUGCCUCCACCACCACCGCCACAACAGGGACUGACAGCCACGUUGAUGGCCGCCAAUCAGACAGCCGGUAACAUUGUGCCUCCCAAAACACCGCCUCCCCCUCGGAAAAAGAAACCUGCAAAGACUAUGUCUGCCGAAAUACCCAUUCCGACUCCAGCUGUAUUGAGUGCUGUACUGGAAGGGAUCGCACAACAGGACACUAGUUUAACAGGCAUCAACCAUGCAGAAGGAGCACCACCUGUCCUCACACUGGCAGAGCGACGUGCGGCAGCGGCAGCGGCAGGAAUCCAAAGACGGAGGUCAGCGUCGGAAUCGUCUACCCUUGCGUUUAAGCCUGGCUCAGUAUCAUCGAUACCAGCGUCCCUCAUCCCCCCCAGCCUUGGUCUGGACUCGGAGGCGAAGCGCUUUAUUCUCUCUCCAAAUGUUACUCCUGGAAGUGAAACUCUUCCCCUACCGAGUCCUUCGAUUCUCUCGACAUCAGCAUCAUCGCCAGCGCCGAUACAGAUUGGAAGGAUUACUCCUCGGCACUCCUCCUCUCAAGCGCGGACGGAAGAACAGCAACGACAGCUCGAUGCUGCUAUGGAGCGGGUUGACUUCGACGAUGUGACAGUGGCGGAGUUGAAGGAGAUGCUCCGGCAGCGUGGGAAGCACGGGGGAGGCAAGAAGGCGGAUUUGAUUAAGAGGCUGCAGUCGGAAAUCGAUAUUAUUCGAGCUAAGCGUCAGUCUGAUACACGACAGGGUACAGCAACCAUCCCACCACCUCUUGCUUCACCGACUCAUCAGCUGUACAAGACCCUGGGAGGCAUGCAUAUAGGACCCGCACCUGUGCAUAACAGCAUGGCAGCCGCAGCUGCCGGAACGACAACGACGACGACAUCGGGACCAUCCCAUUUGCGAUAUUCCCUCUACGAUGAUGUCCCACCAGAGCCAGGAGCAGGCAUGGGCACCAUCCUGGAGAAUGGAAUGGGAGCACCCUCUGGAGCAGGAUUUGGCACAGGACACUUGACAGCUCACUCCAACACUUAAAAUAAUUAAAGAGAGAAGCGAUAAAGCCUGCUAUCUCUUUUAUUCUUUGUAGUGUUCAGAGUGCUCUGGAGAAAAUGAGAUUAAAGUUUGUCCCAAGUUUUGUGUAACACUUCUUUGUCUCGUUGCUAUCGCGAUGCUCUUUUUUUUUUUUUUUUUUUUUUUU